GGACAAUCCGUCCGCCUAAGAUGUUUGGUACAAACGGAUACACCGAGUCGCUGCAGGGCGCCGUCAGUCCGGCAUGUCUUGUUUACGGCGAGGUUUGAUUGCUACACUGAGGUUCAGCUUAUCGUUUCAGAAUAAACUCCCAUCACAGUGAUUAGGAAAAGAAGGCCAGACAAGGAGAGGGAAAAAGAGAGAGCGAGAGAGCAAGGGGAUGUUGACUUAUCCCUCUGACUCACUCACUCAGAUAGUUUGUCCAAUGGAUGAAGACCCCAAACCCCCAAACCCUUUCUGUAGUGCACCUCCCCACAGUGAACCUCCACCACCUUUCCUCUCCCUUUCCUCCAUCACUCCCAGCUGUGCAAAGGAUGGAAUAUCUGGCCACAGAAGGAGUGGUCGCAUUCAAGGCAUCCAAGCUCAAACUCCUAAAAAACACAGUAGCACAGACGGUCAAGCGGCUCAGAGACCGUGCAGACAGAAUCCGUCCCCCACAAAGAGACAAAGAGAGAGUGGGAUUAUGGUGCAAGUGGCACAAUCUAAGCUGUCGAGAGCUGAAGGAACAGAUGUACAUGAGAGCCAAAACAAGGAUGGUUUUGAUUUUGACUUUACAGCAAAAUGCCAAAAUAGGCAAAAGGACCAAAAAGCCCCACAGAUGAAAUUAAAUCUGUCUCCAGGAGAAAAUGUAGCUGAGCUGUUGGAUGAAAACACCACACAGAGUCUCGAUGCCCCCAAAUCUGACAUGGAUACAUGCGGGUAUUUGGCUGCUGAGCAGACUGCUGAAAAUGCAUAUUCCUCAAAGGGAUGGGCGAUUGGCCCGUUGUUUCAGUCGCUCAAGUCAAAGAUGGCCAGUUUCACAGAGAUAGUCAUGAGUCCUGUUAAACUCUUCCGAGCCACCAGUCCUCCACUGCCAGCGAACGAUCCCGAUGGCCUCAUUGAGCUAAAGACUGAUGGAGCAAAUGAUGUUGAAUGCUCAGAGCCAAGCAGUACGCUUCAUCCUGAAGGACAACGUGAGAAUGAGAAUCAGGAUGACAAUGCUAGUCAGCAUGAAUUCACUGGUGUAGAAGAUGCGCAAAACAUAAAAAUGGUUGCUCCUAAAUAUUGUAAAAAACUAAAGUUUGUUGGGGAUUCAACAUCUAGUUUUCAAAAAGUUGAUGAAUUUGCAGUGCAUCAGAAGGAAAAAAACUCACCUGCAUUAGUGCCUUUGCCACACUGCCCCUCACCAUGUACUGUGUCAGAGCCUGUUGGGUCCUCUAUCAUUUUACGGUCCUCCACCAAUGCAAGUGCCUCUUGUGAAUCCAGGUCAAAGAUGAGUAGUGCUUUGAUGUUCCAGAAAGUCAAGACUUCCGUCCAUCUGAAACCACGUCACAGAAAACGUGCAGGAAAUAGAUCUGACUUGAAGACUGUUAACUCUACGGAAGUGUCUGACCCAGAGGUCCGUGACAAGCAGCUGUCUUACCAGAGCUUGGUUCAAUCAAACAACUUGGACUCAAGUGACUCUGAGAAAAUGCUGUCAUCAUCUUUUUCAGUCUGUUACACUCAGCCUGAAGUGGACUGUUUUCAGCCUGAUGGUGAUGAAAAAAAUGGGAACACGGAAAGUUGUCGCUUGGUUCGUCAAACCCUCCAAAAGAGCCUCAAUGACGGUGUUAAUAAAAGAACUCUGAGGUCCACUUUAGAUUUGCAACAGCAGGAGUGUCUGCUAAAUCCCGUCAAGUGUUCAGUUUCUGAAAAGAGGGGGUUGAAACUGAACUGUCAUUCCCAAGACUCCAUAAAGAGAAAAAGACUGACAGCAGAUACACAUACAGAAGAUGCACAAAAGCAAGAGUUAUCAAACAUUGCUUCAGGCAGCGGCAUAAUGAGAGGGUUGAGGCUAGAGGAAAUUGAGUUGAUCAAUGAAGAAGCACCGAAACUUGUGAGACAAAGACCGGUUGUUUUUGUGUCAACAAGAGUGACUAGGAAAGGAAAAUCUGGUCAAGAAAUGCUUGCUACAAUCAAUGAAGCGGUGUUGCACUCGCAAACUGAAAGUUCCCCUGAUGCCAUGUUUGUUUGUUCACAGGAUAAAACCACUGGUGUGUUAGAAGACAACCACACAGGCUGCAGCAUCAAAGCAAAGACUGCUGCUUCAUGCAAAAGGCAGAAAAGAACAGUUCUUAGUAAAUCUGAUGUAAAUAUUGAUAGUAUUAUGGAUCUUGAAACUACUGUGGCCAUCACUUCUACAAAACAAGACGAGCCGUCACCUGAAGCUCUCGUCCAUCCUCAUAUAAAGCAGCUCCAGAGCACAAGCAAAUGUGGGAAUAUUAACAAGAAGCCACAGAAACGGAAAUCACCAAAUCAGAUGAGUUCAAGAACAGAAUCAGGCAGCUCUUUGGUGUCUACCUCAUCAGUACUAUCAGUGGAGCAAUUAGAACUCAUGCCUAAGGAUGUUAAUACCUCUCAGCAUGCUGAAAAAGGAAAGGACUCAAUGAGAGGGCUGAGCCACCUGUCCAAGAGACCCAAAAAGGGUCUUGGAGGUGCUCCUCAAUCAUUUGGAUCUAGUGGGACUCAAGAGACACAGCCAUGUGUCAACCUUAAUUUUAUAACCAAAGAGAGUCAGUCUAAAGGCAAAAGUAAAAACACAACGGACCCUGUGUAUUUUGAAAUGACUCCCUUUGAAAGUAGUUUCCAGCCCAUUCCUCUACCCCCACAACUUAAUUUAGACUGUCCUCUAAAAAUAAAUAUUGAAAAUAGGCAUGUUGCUCAUAGGAAACUAAAGAGUUCUGCUUCUGUAGCAGAAGAAAUAUUUCACAUCGACUCUGAGGUUGGUAAUGACGGCAGCUUCAAUCUCUCUAGACUAAGGUCUAGCACAAGAAGAGCUAACAUUAAGCCUAGGCAAGCAGAUAACCAAAGGAAAAAAUGCAGGGUUCUGCACAGUAGGACACACAAAAGUGAAGAGGUGACAAACUCUGUCACCAUGGAUGAUGCAAGCCUGGCAACAUCAGGUGCGCUCUCAUCAAAAAACAGCUUCUCAAACCGCCUGUUACGCAGCUACUCUUGCCCAGAGAUCCUCUGCCUGCGUCCCCAUGACACAACUUGGACUUCACCACAUCUCAGCAGGGCUCACACAUCACACCAGUCCUCCCACAGUCCUUCUGUCUCUCAUGCACCGAAAUCCCUGCGGCGGGCCCGUCGACACACAGUCUGCAGUGUGGAAGUGGAGAGGGAGAUUGCCCCUCUGUGUCUUCGUAAAGAGGUGUACCCAUCAAGAAGAUCUGCCCCAUAUGACCCCAUCACUCAUCACCUGCCUCCUAGUCUUGCACUUUCCCCCAGCACCUCCAUCUCAGCUCUUGCUUCUUGCUUCCUUUCAAGCCCGCUGGCUUUCCUUUCUAAGAAGUUUGACAGCAAAGGAGCUGCUGGAAGCCCCAGCACUUCAAGUCAUGUUUUCUCUCCUUCCUCCUCUUUCUCUUUGACAUCCCCAUUAAGCUCCUCCACAUGGCACCAUUCAAGAACAGACUCCUCUGGCGCUGCCAUGGAUUCUAGCACCAGUGGGAAUCCAUCAGAGUGUGAGACUGAGAGGAGACAACAGAGUGAGGAGGAUGAUGAUGGCGAGGACACAAGUUCUUCCAGUCAGGAGUUUGAAGAUGUGGGGCUAAGAGAAGAAAAGGCUCUCUCUGACUCUGAAAUCAAGGAGGUGCAAAAGCAUGAGGAACGAAGAAAGGUGUCUUCUAUCAGAAUUCGGAAAACUUUACCCAAACCCCAAAACAACCUGACACCCAUGGGGCUGCCCAAACCAAUCAGGCUGAAAAAGAAGGAGUUUAGUUUGGAGGAAAUUUACACCAACAAGAAUUUCAGUAAACCCCCUGAAAGCCGGCUGGAAACCAUAUUUGAGGUGCCUCUCAAUCGCAGGAAUGGUUCUGAGUCCUGGUUUGGCCAGAGGCGUGUGAAACGAUUUUUGGAGUUCCUGGAGGUCGGCGAGGCCAGAAAACCAAAGAAGCCUCUUGUCGGAGUUGGUAAAGCAGGUAUUUCCACUUCCAGAACCCGACGAGGAGGCUUCCUUAAAGACGAACCAUCCCUCAGUGUGCAGGAUGUGGACUCGCUGCUCUGUGCAAAGCUGGAUCAGCUCAAUUUGUGGUUGAUUCGUGAUCAGAAAGACAGCUAAUAGAUGCCUCUCAAAUGACUGUUUUGGCAGCCAACAGAUAAUACUGUUUAUAUAAAUAUUUCAACAUGAAGACUGAGUGUGCCAGCGCUUCUUUUGUCAGCACAGUCUGUGUAUAAAUUUUGUGGUGGCAAGUUCUAAAUGAAGAAUAAUGUUUAUUCUGUAGCAUUUAUAGUCUGCAAGUUGAAGAACAUUACAUCAUAGCACCGUUAAAGUAUUGCCUCAUAAAAGUGGUUUAAAAAUAGUGCUAAAAUUCAUCAUACAUCAGUGUGUACAGUAAGUAGCUUUUUCAGUCCUCAUUGUCGCCGUCCGUUCCUCCUUAGUCGUUUUCCAACUGCGAUGGGGGAAAUUUAAGAAUAUCAGUUGAAGGUACAAUUGAUGUUCUUGAUUUGAUCGCAGUAUCAUAGCAUAGCCUGAGUUACCAGAAAUCUGCACAAACUCCCCAUGAGGAUGUCUCAGUGCCAUUCACUUACAGUGACUGUGUCCUUAAUAAAUGAUGAUGCAGGUUGCAUCUGAUUUCUGCAAGUGUGUUGGGGCCAUUUGAGGUGUAACAAAAAAAAAAAAAAGAAAAAACAUUUAGGAGGGGGAAAAAAACUGAUUUUCU
This is a messenger RNA of Archocentrus centrarchus (flier cichlid), 4727 nucleotides long. RefSeq names its product proline rich 14 (gene prr14). The transcript is spliced from 11 exons. NCBI's taxonomy places the organism in Eukaryota, Metazoa, Chordata, Actinopteri, Cichliformes, Cichlidae. Bases 209 to 4126 code for a protein of 1305 amino acids. The record is from RefSeq and is a predicted model, not a curated record.